This is a messenger RNA of Tuber melanosporum (Perigord truffle), 1224 nucleotides long. RefSeq lists its product as uncharacterized. The transcript has a single exon. The record is from RefSeq and is a predicted model, not a curated record. NCBI's taxonomy places the organism in Eukaryota, Fungi, Ascomycota, Pezizomycetes, Pezizales, Tuberaceae. Bases 1 to 183 code for a protein of 60 amino acids.
AUGAAACUUGUCGGCUUGAUCAGAGGCCCCUUUUCCUCCCACGAGGGCGCAAUUGCUAGAUAUCACUCAUUAUCACCAUACGGUACCCGACACAUACUGCCACCAAAGCUUUCCCUUCUAGCACCUUCACCUUCGUGUCGGCCGGGUCGCGGCCGUACCUCUUCAUUUGGCUCCUUCUCCUAGCCUCGCCCCACAAGAGUUCGCUUUGCGCACCACAACGAGUUUUUCGUAUCAAACGUGGAGGAGCGCCGCGGGGCGGGUGGGACAGUGGAACUGCAAAUGCGCGAAAUCGGGUAGGAGGUAGAAUAGUUACCUGACUUCUGAUACCCAGAACCAUCCUUCUGGAGUUUGGGUGGCAAAGCCUUCUCAGAAAAGGGCAUUACAAGGUUAGAUAUCUAUAUCAACAGCUACUGGAUUACUCAUGGUCAUAACUUCGCACUCGGGCGCCUUGGAAGAUUGGCAGUGGACCCUGCGCCCUUUCCCUGGAAUCCGAAGGAAGGGAUAACCAUGGCCAACCGGUCCUUUGAGAUUCCAAACCUGGUUCGAAAACGUGGCCUUUGAUAGACCGCUGAUCUUUGUUGCACACGUCGUAGUAAGCUGUGCAUUGCAAGUAUCUCCUUGCAUGCAGGGAUUGGGUGGGGUCCUAGUCUUCUGCAGCUGCUUAUCCAUGAUACGCCACCCCGUCGCGGAAAGCCAUCUGGGUUGAUAAGCGGGCGUCUCUCAGCCGGAAAGUCUCAACCAUAAAAACCCACAACUGCAAUGCCGAGUUCUUCCGACAGGGAUAAAUUCGGGCUUGGUAAUUGCUUAAAGGGAAUCCUUGUCCGGGGGGAGUAAUUGAGUUGCACCUGGCGGGGAUUCGCGGUGGAUAGUCACUAACAAUUCACCCAGCUCAUUGUGCUGAUACCUGCAAGCACGCUCGCGUGGUUAGCGUGCGACAGCCUCGUUAUAGCAGCGUUUUUCACAGCAAUACAGAGCAUAUCGGUAAAUGCCUUCAUACGAGAAUCUUCCUCUGCUGGAAUUUCUUAGCCUUGAAGCUGGAAUUGAGAUUGCAAGCCUUGUCAGUUAUUGAAUUCUAUGAGCAGAGAUCGAACGAAUCAGGGCGUCGAUUUCUCCGGGAGAUAUGGGGGGGUGGGGGACCGGCGUCAGGCGUGAGUAGUGCAGGAUUGUAUCAGAGGCUGCCGGAAAGUGUAGAGGGAGGAGGAGGGGGGUGAAUCAUGUUAAUGG